Molecule: messenger RNA, 1696 nt
Organism: Triticum urartu
Lineage: Eukaryota; Viridiplantae; Streptophyta; Magnoliopsida; Poales; Poaceae
Source: RefSeq, a predicted model, not a curated record
UUUGUUAAAUAGAACACUAUUUCAGCAAAGGAUAUCUCCUUUUUUUUGUAUUUCACAAGUACGUGAUUACCAUAUAAACUGAAAAUUGCUACAUUGAUAGCAUACAUACUGCAUUUUUUUAGAGCACACAGGCCUGCGAGCCGUUGGAUGCGCGAUCACGGUCCCCAGGUGUGCCGCUGUAGGAGGAAAUCGUCCGUGCUAAUUCAACCGCCGAAGCGGCAGCCAGUGUAAAAUAAAAGCUUCGCUAUUUCUUCCCAGAAAAAACACCUAGCCCGAUCCCCUUUUCCUCGUCGAGCAGAGGAGCGCCGGCAUCGAUUCCCGGGUGGUCGAGGGGGAGGCGGUAGAUUGGAGGAGCCCGAUCCUCUUCAUCCUCUCUCUCGCGACCCGAUCCUCACCAACUCCUCCUCCCGGCGACGCACCCCGCCUCCUCCAAUCGGCGAAAUGCCCCCUCCCACUCGCCGGAGAGCGCCGUUGCGCCUCCGCAGCCAUCGGAUGCCAACAGCCCCUCCCCCCGCCACCGCAUCUCCACAGCCGCCGCACGCCACCGACCCCUCCGGAUCGCCGCAUCGCCAGGAUCUCAGCAGCCUGCCGGAUGCAGCCGCUGCGCUCGGAUCCCCGCGGCCUCCUGGAUCCCAUCGCCGCCGGGUCUCCCGCUCCAACGCCGGGCCGACCCAUAUCCACGACGAAGGCGAGCGCGCACUGCCUCCAUGCUCCUCAUUCAGGGCCGUUGGCCCUGACACCAUCACAGCGGGCCUCUUCCUCUCCAGCAGCUCGCUGCCGACCGCAUCUAGGACGGCCUCGACCUCCUGCUGCUAGCUGCUGGUGCACCUCUGUAUCCCUACUGCUAUCUCCUUCUGCACCGUACAACUACCCUAGCUCCGAUGUCUGAACUUCUACACCUGACCGUGUACAGGUGCUGGCUAUAGCUUGGACUGGAGCAGGAAAAUUGCAUCAAGGGCCUCACUAAAUUCUCAAAUGAUGUCAAAGCAACAUUUUCGAGGUUUUGUGCACACACCCAAGCAAGAGGCUUCAACAUACACUUCCAGGACUUCCUUUUUUUAUUUUCCAUCUUUGCAAGUAAGAAGCUUUGCCAGCCACUUCAAGGAAUACUUGCUUCCUACGCCGCCCUUUUAUUGCCAGCAAAAAGUUUUACCAGCAACUUCCAGGGAUCAGGGCAUAGUGGCACACCCCCAAGUUGUCCAGAUAGAGAGGUGGCGCACGGAAGGUUCAAGUGCUGAUGGUUGGGUGGAUGGAUCCUGCAGAAGAUGGAGGAGGGAGGGGUUGAUGGGGAAGAAAGGGUGGAGGAGGAGCGGGGAAGGGAGAAAAGUCUCCAGAGGUUUUGUGCCGUGUGUUCACACACACUGGGUUGCGUCGGUUACGAUUGGGAGAAAAGGGAAUCUGGCCAUGUGCACGAUCAGAUCGUUUCUUUCCUUUUUUGACGCCAGCUGGCAACAAGAGAGGGUCCACUGCCUUAUUUAGGGCGUGUGCCCUGGACCGCUAGCUAGCCAACGGUUGCUGGCUAGUCGCGUCCUUUUUUUAGAUAGAACACAAGAAUUGGCAUAGUGUGAUUACACCUUUGCUCACUGAACACUUGAAUAACCGGAAUCAUCAAAGACCAUGACUUCUGGUACAAACAUGCCAUAUUCAAAACUACUUGUGCUUCAUCUUUUUGAGAACAGUGCUACCUCUCUUUUUU